ACAUCCAGUAGCUGCAAGCGUCCAUUAACUUUCAACCAGCAUGCUGCUCUUUUUAUCACUUCUGGGAUUGGCGACAUGCUCACAAUUCAGGGGAUUUACUUGGAUGCGGUCAUUAUCGAAACCCCCAGCCGUGAGCAGCUACGAAUAUGAAGUGAAGUACAUUGAUGUCUUGCUGGACCAUUUCACCUUUGUAGAUGGCCGCACGUUCCAGAUGAAGUACCUCAUUUCCAAAAAAUUCCACGUUGCUAAUGGACCGAUAUUCUUUUAUGCUGGAAACGAGGGCGCAAUUGAAACGUUCGCCGAAAAUUCGGGCUUUAUUUGGGAGAAAUCAGAAGACCUGAAGGCUGCCGUUGUUUUCGCUGAGCAUAGGUUUUAUGGGAGUUCCUUACCUUUCGGAAAUGACUCAUUCAAAGACGCACAACACUUUGGUUAUUUGACCGCGGAACAGGCCAUAGCGGAUUAUGCAUGCCUCAUCCAAUCUCUUCGCGUUUCCGAUGAAGCUUUCAAGAAUUCCCCGGUUAUUGCUUUCGGUGGCUCCUACGGGGGUAUGCUGGCAGCCUGGUUUCGAAACAAGUAUCCUAAUUUGAUUGCUGGUUCCGUUGCAGCAUCUGCUCCCGUCUGGUUGUUCCCCAACAUGUCUGACUGUGGCGGAUUCUAUCGGAACGCAACGAAUGCUUUCGCUCUUUCUGGUGGCGAACAUUGCACACAGAACAUCCGAGCAGUGUGGAAAAGCAUUCGGAAAGUUGCCGAAGGCCCAUCCGGUCUGCAGCUGCUCCGGGCAAUUUUCGUACUUUGUGAUCCGCUUCUCGAUGCCCAGCAGUUGAUCGACUACUUGGUGGAUUACUUUGGAACUGUGGCGAUGGUGAAUUACCCAUACCCCGCCUCUUUUAUUGGCACAAUGCCUGCCAAUCCAGUGGCGUUUAUGUGCAAAUCAUUGGACACCUUCGAUCCCGAUGAACCGGAUGUAGAUAUCGUGCGCCGUGUAGCUUCUGCCGUACGAAGCCUUGUGAAUUAUACGAAAGACGUAACAUGUGUGCCGAUUUCGAGCAACUCUUCAGCUUUGAGUGAGGCGGGAUGGGACCUACAGACAUGCCUCGAAAUGACCACUCCAAUGUGUGCCGACGGGGUGAAAGAUAUGUUUCCCGCUUCCGAUUGGGAUCCUGAAGCAUUUUCUGAGUCAUGCAACAAAAGGUUCGGAGUUCGUCCGCGCAUGGAUUGGUCAAAUGUGCAGUUCUGGGGCAAACAUCUUCACACCGUUUCCAACGUUGUCUUCAGUAACGGAGAUUUGGACCCUUGGUCUGCAUUCGGUGUGUUGAACACGGAUUACGCUCCGUCGGCCUACGUGAUCCGUAUUCCCAGUGGAGCACAUCACUUGGAUUUGCGUGCCGCGGAUGAACGUGACCCACAGGAUGUGAUUGAUGCGAGACUGCAAAUUUUGGGCCAAAUUAAGAAAUGGAUUGACGAGUGGAACGCACAAUCGCAUAUCUGAGGGUUCUAUUUUCCAACCCAGAAGAUCAGCUGACCAAACGAAUCAUUUUCCUCCCUACUUUAAUAUGACGUUUUCAGGCAGAGGACGAAUUUGAUUAUUUUCUCUGGUUUUUUUUAUCUCCUGAGUGUAUUGGAAUGCACCCUCGAGAGAUGUCGCCGCAUUUUACCAACACCUGAUAUUACAUGAUUUUGGCAACAAAAUGUUUCAUUCACCCCAUUCUUUCCUGAUUCCGCCUAUUCUUUUCGAACUUGACUCUACUUGCUACUUCGGUCUAUUUUGUGCAUCAGCUCAAUUUAGCACCCUAAUGGUGCUUUUUUGCCUCUGUCUUUCUAAUUUGAAUAUUUAUAUUGUUUUUGGGCGAUCAU
Molecule: messenger RNA, 1854 nt
Organism: Dicrocoelium dendriticum
Lineage: Eukaryota; Metazoa; Platyhelminthes; Trematoda; Plagiorchiida; Dicrocoeliidae
Source: the annotation of a GenBank genome assembly